Tarenaya hassleriana is the source of this 1401-nucleotide messenger RNA. RefSeq names its product F-box protein SKIP31. The transcript is spliced from 9 exons. The record is from RefSeq and is a predicted model, not a curated record. The coding region runs from base 111 to 1121 and encodes 336 amino acids. Gene Ontology annotation, molecular function: protein binding. NCBI's taxonomy places the organism in Eukaryota, Viridiplantae, Streptophyta, Magnoliopsida, Brassicales, Cleomaceae.
GAUUCCAACGCGCACACGGAAAGCGUGUCAUCUCUCCAUCCCUGUUUCGCCGCAGAUUGGCCACCGCCAGUUAUAUUCGCCGGAGCUCCGAUCGUUCCCGAUCCGGCAUCAUGUCUCUCUCCGAUGAUGAAGACGAGUUCUUCGCUAGGUUCCUCGAAGCCGAAGUCUCUUCGGAAGAGGACAAAGAGGAUAAACAAGAACCUGAAGCAAAGAGGCCACGUAUGGACAAGGGUGAAGUAAAUGGGAAGGAGGAAACUAAUGAAAAGAAAGAAAUUUGUAGAGUUGAAAUCGAAGAGGAACAGGAUAAGAAGGGUCGAGAUGAUAUAGCCGAUGAUAAUAACGAUAACAAGGGUCUUAAGAGAAUAGAGACUGGGGGAUUCAGCAAGAUUCCUCCAGAGAUUUUUCCGCAUAUCCUCAAGUUCUUAUCGUCCGAGGAUCUGGUAUCGUGUUCAUUUGUGUGUAAAUUCCUCAAUUAUGCUGCAUCUGAUGAAUCCCUGUGGCGUCGCCUGUACUGUAUGCGAUGGAGUGUAUGUCCCCCGACUAGAAAGUUGCGUGAAUGUGCUUGGAAGAAGCUUUAUAUUCAGCGUGACGAGGAGGACAUGAUUGAACUUGUCAGAAACUGCCCCUCUGAGUUUAAAGAGUAUUACAUCCAAAUGCAAGCGGCAAAGAGAAGCCAAGCACCUCUCCCUUCCCAGGUGGUGGAUGACCGGAUUAUUCUUGACAAAACUGUACUUGAACAAGUUUCAAUGUGGAAGAAAAGCAAGGGGCUAAGUGAUAAGGCUGUUGCUGGUCAUGUCUGUUCCGGGACAAAAUGUUCCUACCAUCAGAUUGAUGACGUGUUCAUAUGUGAGGAGACGGGAAAUGUUCAUGUGUGCGAUGACAAUUGCAAGGAAGUAAUUUUGGACCCAGAGAGUGAACUAUUGGUCUGUACUAUCUCAGGCCAUUGCUUUGAUAGGCUGCUUUUACCAUCUGAUGCAGAAGCUGAUGCUGACCAACAACAAAGCGGAGUGACAGAUGAAGCUGAACCAUUCAUGGGAUCGGGACGUUUUGCACGAGCCUACCUGUUGGGAUACAAUUGCGUGGACGAGCGGGAACUGGAGCGUACCUUGAGGUUCUGCUGAUCAUAAGUCUCGGCUCUCCGCUCUCAUUCGGUGAGGUCUAAUCUUCAUAUCCAUCUUUCUUCCGAGUACUAUGGAGUGACUUCAUACAUCUUAUGAAUCAAGUAGUUGUUUUUUUUUUAGUAUUUUGGAGUUUUUUUUUAAGUGCAUGUAUGUAUUUCUACAUUUGUGUAACUUUUUCCUUAGAAAUUUUACAACUGCUUGUGCGUUUCCUUCGGCCUUGUUGCAUGUUGUUGUGUCGGAAUUUUCAUGAAACUUGUCCAAACCCCAUCCCAUUUGGUGA